Messenger RNA from Tuber melanosporum (Perigord truffle), 1751 nucleotides. RefSeq lists its product as uncharacterized. Bases 1 to 1608 code for a protein of 535 amino acids. Gene Ontology annotation, cellular component: cytoplasm; nucleus. The record is from RefSeq and is a predicted model, not a curated record. The transcript is spliced from 3 exons. Gene Ontology annotation, biological process: meiotic recombination checkpoint signaling; protein phosphorylation. Gene Ontology annotation, molecular function: protein serine/threonine kinase activity; ATP binding. Lineage: Eukaryota; Fungi; Ascomycota; Pezizomycetes; Pezizales; Tuberaceae.
AUGGAUCAGGAAUCCUCACAAGCGGAGCUAGUCGAGCACUACCGACUGGAAACACGCUUCUGUGAAGCUAGUGUCUGCCACACUACCUUCUCACCCUCCAUUCGCACAAACGAAGAGGAAUGGAGGCGUGCGCAAGUAAUUGGAAGAGGAGGUUUCGGUGUAGUUCACUUAGAGCACGGCCCAAAGAAUCGCGUUCGGGCUGUGAAAGUUAUUGACAAGACGACAUUCCCGCCCGGGUCGGAUUUUACUAGGGAGUUGGCUAUCAUGAGUUUCUUGACAAAGCAUCGUGGGUCGUUGUUCGUUCAGUUCUUGGGCUGGUUCGAGAAUAGCGAAAGUUUGUAUAUCGCUAUGGAGUACUUUGAGAAGGGGGACCUGCGACGGCAUCUCGGUGAACGAAUGUCGGUGCCCACGGUAAAGCUGCUGGCCAGACAACUUCUGGAGGGUUUAAGUUUCAUGCAUAAGAGCGGGAUUGCUCACCGAGAUAUAAAACCCGAGAACAUCUUCGUAGUCUCCCUCUCUCCCCUCCGUGUAAAACUCGGCGACUUCGGCGUAUCAAAGUGCAUCAAUGAACACACCAUGCUUCACACGCUGAUAUUCACGCGUUCAUAUUCUGCGCCGGAAAUCCUGGGAGUGUUAGAUUCCUCGCUGGAGACAUCAGAGUAUACCUGCGCUGUGGAUAUCUGGUCUCUGGGAUGUGUGAUAUUCGAGGCCCUGACCGGGAGCGUACUCUUCCGGAUGGAAUGCUUCGUUUGGCAUUUCUGCUACGGAAAAGCCGAGCUUAUGCUUGAGCCCUUGAGGGAGGCUGUGGAUGGGGAGGAUGGGUUUGAAUUUGCGCAUAGACUGUUGUCGCCGGAUCCUCUGGGGCGGCCGGGAGCUAUGGAGGCACUCCGUGAUCCCUGGUUGAAAGAGCCUAGGAUUAAGGAGGUGAAGGAAGGAGGGGACACGCUUGCCCGCGUUCGAAAGUUGCUACUCCCGAUUCCUCAACGAGUCUUCACGCACAUAUCUCUCUUCAACGGAGUUCUGGAAAAACCCCUAACCCUAUACCUGGGAUCCUGUACUCGUACUAGUACUCGUGGCGGCGGCGGUGGACGAGGGUCCGCCGUGCGCGACUCCAACAAUGCCGCACGUUGGCAUGGGCUCCUCUACGCAAUACUCGUCCGCGGACGUGAAAUUAAUGGAGAACUCACCAAACCGCUGCUACCACUAACCAAAGGUUCCAAAAACCUCCUCGUCUUCUGCCUCAAAGGACUUCUCGCACUGGCAUCUAUACUGCCCGACCGACAGAAAUAUCAUCGGGAUCACUUAGGAGGAACCACCAGCGACGCGAUUGGCUCACUCUUCGCAUCAGCCCUGGGACUUUGGUUGAUGCAGGAGGCGUUCAGGUUGAUCUUCAGGCUACUACUUCCCCAGCAGAGGCUCGUGUCGGUGGGAGAGAAGGGGGGCUCGAGAUUUGCUGAUGUGUUGACCCCGGAUUCGUUGGUUUUCUACUUCUUGGCAGUUGCUUUAGGAGGAGGUUGGAAGAGUGGGGUUGGGACGGAUGGGACGUAUGUUGGAGGAAGGUCUGGGGGGGGCGCUGUUAGGAUUACUGGGUUCGAUUUCGGCAACUAGGGGAUGCGUUGCUGACCUUGUGGGAGUGGUUGGAGAGCUGUGUUGGCUAUGGAUUUGUACUUGAAUUAUUAAGUUCGGGUACUGUACCGUUUGAUGCUGAAAGUCUUGGUUGGGUUUCGCAUCUUUGGGCAGUAAACUGAGAU